GAGAGCGAAGGUGACCCGGGCGCCCCUCCCUCCCUGCGUGUUAACCCUUUCCGUGACGAGACAUUCAUUCUGCUUCAGAGACGCUUUGAGGUCACGGAACCGUUUCUACUCGUCUUUGUAGUUGUUGUUUCCGACCCGGACAGGUUCUCUCAGCGGCACGGCGGCGAUGGCAGUGUUUGGGAAGGCACUCCACAGACAGCUAUGUGCGUCUCAGUCUCUCUUCCAGGGGUCCUGGCGUUACGUCAGUUCCUCGUUCAAGGCCUCUUCGCUGGUUCUGGAUCGCUGCCUCACCCCCCGCCCCAAACCGGACCCCAAAUCGCUGGUUUUCGGGAAGCAGUUCUCGGACCACAUGCUGACGGUGUCCUGGAGUGCCGAGAAAGGGUGGGGGAACCCCAAUAUCAAACCUUUCCAGAACCUCUCUCUGCACCCUGCUGCAUCAGCACUGCACUAUUCAAUAGAGUUGUUUGAAGGGAUGAAGGCGUUCCGAGGGGUUGAUGGGAAGAUCCGUCUCUUUCGGCCCAUGUUGAAUAUGGAGAGGAUGCACCGCUCCGCCGAGAGAGCCUGCCUCCCUGCAUUCGAUCAAGCCGAGCUGCUGGAGUGCAUCAGGAAGCUGGUGGAAGUGGACCAGGACUGGGUCCCGCACUCCACCGAGGCCAGCCUCUACAUCCGACCCACCUUCAUCGGCACCGAGCCAUCCCUCGGGGUCUCGAAGGCUAACCACGCUCUCCUCUACGUGAUCAUUGGUCCCGUGGGACCCUACUUCGCGACUGGAGCGUUUAACCCUGUCUCGCUGCUCGCCGACCCCCGAUUCGUCCGCGCCUGGAGGGGCGGAGUCGGGGACUGCAAAAUGGGAGGAAACUACGGUCCCACCAUCUUUGUCCAGAAUGAAGCCACCAAACUGGGCUGUCAACAAGUCCUGUGGCUGUACGGAGAGGACCACGAGAUCACCGAAGUUGGCACCAUGAAUCUGUUCAUCUACUGGGAUAACAAGGAUGGAGUGAGGGAGCUGGUGACCCCUCCUCUGGAUGGUGUGAUUCUCCCAGGAGUGACCAGACAGAGCCUGCUGGACCUGGCCAGGGACUGGGGUGAGUUUCCAGUCUCUGAACGCAGGGUUGUCAUGUCUGAUUUCCUCUCAGCGUUGAAGGAGGGGAGAGUGAAGGAAGUUUUUGGAGCCGGUACUGCCUGCGUGGUCUGUCCCGUGGAGAGAGUGCUCUACAAGGGAGAGAACUAUCAUAUCCCCACUAUGGAGAAUGGACCCGACCUGGCUAAGAGAUUCCACAAGCAGCUCACAGAUAUCCAGUACGGUCGUGCGGAGAGUGAAUGGACGCACCUUGUCGUGUGAUUGGUCCGACAGUCUCCCUCCAGCAGCCAAUCAGGGAGCAGCAGCUAUAUCUCUGGAUUCUGUGUGGGUGGGGGGGCGUGUCUCAGCUAUGCCCCUCCCUCUUUUCUUCCUUCCUGGGUGGUGAUUGGUUCGUGUAGUCUGGGAAUGUUACUAGGCGGUUAGCUCAUAUUAUUAUUAUUAUUAUUAUUAUUAUUAUUAUUAUUAUUAUUAUACUGUAAUAGCGAUAGGAUUUUUAAAGGAGUCUUCACAGCUACAAAUAACAUUUAAGCCACAGAAUAACCUGGUACUAAGGCCAGUGUAUGAGGCCAGGAUUUGAGCCUAAUUCAAUAUUAAGGUCCUGUAUUGAAUAUUAAGGUCCUGUAUUGAAUAUUAUGGUCCUGUAUUGAAUAUUAUGGUCCUGUAUUGAAUAUUAUGGUCCUGUAUUCAAUGUUAAGGCUCUGUAUACAAUAUUAAGGCCCUGUAUUGAAUAUUUAGGCCCUGUUUUCAAUAUUAUUAAGACCAGCGUUUGUAGAUCUCUAUUCUGGCCUUAAUAUCCUGUUUUGUGAAUAUUAUAGAUAGACAUUUAUUCAGUUGAACUGUAAACAUCACAGUAAAAAUGGAUCUGUUUGUAUUAGUUGAAUGGAUGGACAGACAGACAGAUGGAUGGAUGUCUGCAUGUUGUUUGUAGCUGUUUUUAAAUGACUGUUACAUGAGGCAGAGACGCUACGCCCCUGCUAGGGCUGUUAACACUGCGAGUCUCUCAAUAUCGCCCCCUGCUGGCGAGGAGCAAUGCUGGCGAGGAGCGGCUAUUUGAGCGCUCUGUCUCUCUCUCUCUCUUCUCUCCCCUCUCCCCUCCUCUCUCUCUUAUAUAUAAUGGGUCUCUGCAGUGUGUCACUGUGUUCUACAGUACUGUAUAUUUUUAGGAGCAUCGAGCAAAUAAAUCCAAGUGCAGUUUCUCUCUGUGAAGAAUUCUGCAGGAGGGGCGAAUUUGGGGGUCUUAGUAAAGGGUUCCUAAUAAAUUGGCCGGUCCCUCGUUUAUUUCCGUUGGGGGUCGUUGUAGGGGGAGCUCUGUUUGCGCUGCUUUUGUUUAAAAAUAAAAAGGAUUUGCUCUGCA
This is a messenger RNA of Polyodon spathula (Mississippi paddlefish), 2435 nucleotides long. RefSeq names its product branched-chain-amino-acid aminotransferase, cytosolic-like. Gene Ontology annotation, molecular function: branched-chain-amino-acid:2-oxoglutarate transaminase activity. Gene Ontology annotation, biological process: L-leucine biosynthetic process; L-valine biosynthetic process. The record is from RefSeq and is a predicted model, not a curated record. The transcript has 12 exons. NCBI's taxonomy places the organism in Eukaryota, Metazoa, Chordata, Actinopteri, Acipenseriformes, Polyodontidae. Gene Ontology annotation, cellular component: mitochondrion. Bases 167 to 1342 code for a protein of 391 amino acids.